AUGGAAGUACUAAUUCAAAGACGAAAACCUAUUAGAGCAUCUUUUACGAGAAUAUAUAAUGGAAUUAAAUUUGAAAUAGAUAAAGAAAACCCGGAUGAAGAAUUUCUAAGAUCAAAAUUGACAACUUUAAAACGUUUGGCGGACGAACUUCGUUCUUAUGAUAUUCAAAUUUUAGAUUCAAGAUAUUCUUCUGAAGAGCAGUUUAACAGCGAAUGGGAAAGCGUGGAAGAAUACAAAGAAAAAUUAGAUUUAAUCCAAGUUAAAGUUGAAAUGUUCUUCUCUCACCAAAUUGCGCAAUCCGUCGCCAGUGUGCCUCCAAACUUAAACAAACGAAAACUCAAGCUGCCUGAAAUAGUAUUAAAACAAUUCGGUGGGGACAUUAAAGAUUGGUUGCCAUUUUGGGGGCAAUUCCAACGAAUUCAUGAUGAUAAAGAAAUUCAAAAUGAAGACAAAUUUCACUACUUAAUCCAAGCUACUGUACCUGGUACUAGACCACACGACAUAGUAAAUAGCUUCCCGGCAACCGCAGAAAAUUAUCACAAAGUCAUAGAAAGCUUGAAAAAUAGAUUCGGACGGGAAGAACUUUUAGUGGAAUUUUAUAUCCGAGAAUUGUUAAGUCUAAUUAUUAAAAAUGUAACUGAGCAAAGAAAAAGGUGCAGUGUGUCCGAGCUGUACGACAAAUUAGAAUCCUAUUUGCGUUCGAUGGAAUCAAUUGGAAUGACAAGCGACAAAUACUCUGCCAUGUUAUUUCCACUCGUUGAAUCGUGUAUUCCUGAGGAGUUAUUAAGAGUUUGGCUGAGAAAUCAUGCAUCAAUAAUCACAGAAGAAAAUACUUAUUCCGAAAAAUUAAAACAAUUAUUGUUAUUUUUGAGAAAUGAAGUUGAGGGAGAGCAGAGAAUUUCUCUAGCAAAAACUGGGUUUAAAUUUGAUUUUGGUGCACGAAACAAAGUUAGAAGGGAUAAAAGGUUCCAAAAUGAAGAUCCCGUGCCUACUGCGAAUGAAUUAUUCUCAGGCCAUAAGAAAACAUUUAACCUUGGGAAAAAGAACUCUUGCAUUUUUUGUGAGAAACAACAUGAAAGCCAAAAUUGUUUUGUGGCUCAAAAAAUGACUUUAACUCAAAGGAAUGAUGAAAUUAAGAAGAGGAAUGGAUGUUUCAUCUGCCUAAAAAUUGGACAUAGGGCCAAGCAAUGUAGGUCAACUGUUCGAUGCUUGAUAUGCUUAAGAAGACAUUGGGCUGUAAUGUGUCCAGACUUACAAACAUGUAAAAAGAAAGAUGAUGAUAGAAUUAAGGAGGAGGAUGCACAAAAGGUAUCUUUAGCAAGUACCAGUUUUAAUUAUCCAGAUGAAGUGUAUCUUCAAACUUUAUUAGUGAAUAUCGAAUCUAAUAAAAGGCAGAAAACGGUAAGGGCACUUAUUGACACUGGAUCACAGCGUUCAUAUAUAUUAAAAGGAACGGCUGAAGAAAUUGGGUGCCAUUCAAAUGGAACAGAAACUUUGAUUCAUGCUUUUUUUGGAGGAGCCACAACAAAGAGAGAAACCCACAAACGUUAUGAAGUGUCUCUUAGUAGCCUAUAUGGCAAUUAUUCUAGAAGAUUAAACCUUUUGGAACAAUUAAAGAUUUGUGGACCAGUGACCAGUUUGCAGCCUGGACCAUGGAUAGAAGAAAUGAAACAAAAAGGUAUCACUGUCUCUGAUGUUGGAAGAAAAGAUUUGAAAAUAGAAAUCCUUAUUGGAGCAGACGUCGCAGGUGCAUUGUUAACGGGAAAAGUUCACAAAUUAGAAAACGGAUUGGUUGCUGUGGAAUCUUUGCUCGGAUGGACAGUUAUGGGUAGAAUAAAUUAUUACAGUUCAAAAAGUAAUGUGUCUAUAUAUCCAGGAAAAGACGGCAAUAUUCGUGUUGUUCGUGUCAAAACCGCUUCCGAAGAAUUAGUUCGACCAAUAAAGAAAAUAUUCCCCCUCGAAAUACCUUCAUCUAUGGAGUCAGAUGAGAAAAAUGAAACUGCAACACUUGAAAAGGAAAAUAUAAUUUCUGAAUCACAGAUGAACAAUUCUGUUCCAAAGUUGUCCCAGAAGUUCAGAACUAUCGUGACUAGAUCUGGAAGACAAAUUAAACUCCCAUCCAAAUUUAUUACUUGA
Argiope bruennichi is the source of this 2136-nucleotide messenger RNA. RefSeq lists its product as uncharacterized. Lineage: Eukaryota; Metazoa; Arthropoda; Arachnida; Araneae; Araneidae. The record is from RefSeq and is a predicted model, not a curated record. Gene Ontology annotation, molecular function: aspartic-type endopeptidase activity; nucleic acid binding; zinc ion binding. The transcript has a single exon. The coding region runs from base 1 to 2136 and encodes 711 amino acids. Gene Ontology annotation, biological process: proteolysis.